Octopus sinensis (East Asian common octopus) is the source of this 747-nucleotide messenger RNA. Its product is annotated as dynein regulatory complex subunit 5-like. The record is from RefSeq and is a predicted model, not a curated record. The coding region runs from base 76 to 747 and encodes 223 amino acids. NCBI's taxonomy places the organism in Eukaryota, Metazoa, Mollusca, Cephalopoda, Octopoda, Octopodidae. Gene Ontology annotation, molecular function: protein binding. The transcript is spliced from 2 exons.
AAAAAUCUUAAAGAAUUGCACGUGUCAUUUUCUGUUAAAAAUUGCGGAACAAAUUUUGAAUGGCGCUUUUUUGGAAUGACUAAUCUUGAUGCUAUCCAAUUUACAAAAUGUUUGGCAGUUUACAGAAAUUUGGAAUUAUUACAUAUUCACCGUAGUAGUCUUAAUGACGACAAGUGCAAGCUUAUACUGACAAAUAUAAAUGCUCAUCCGAACUUGAAAAUACUUGAUUUGUCAUAUAACAACAUCGGCCCAAAGGGCUGUCGAGCAAUUGCAAAAUUAAUUAAAGGAUCAAAUGUUUUGGAAAAAAUCGACUUGACAUUCAAUAAGAUUGGAACUGAGGGGGCCAAAGCCAUAGCCAAGGUUUUGUCCGAUAACGACAUUUCAUUAAAAAAGCUUAUUCUUCGUCUUAAUCAAAUUGAGGAUAAUGGCGGAAUUGCCAUUUUUGAAGCUCUAGCAAAGAAUACUUCAUUGGAAGUGUUGGAUAUAUCUUCUAAUUACUUAUCAUUUUCUGUGGCUCAAUCUCUAAGCAAUGCCUUAGAAAAUAACUGCAUAAUAAAACAUGUGAUGUUAGCCAAUAACAAAUUAACUUUGGAUGGGGGAAAGCUGUUGAGAGACAGUCUUGAUAAGAACAAAACACUUUUGUCUUUGGAGGUAGAUGGAUCAGAUUGUGGACAUGAAAUUGAAUAUGCGCUUGAAAAAAUAAUUGACCGAAAUCGUCAAUCUCAAGGAAUAGCUGGAAUCAUCUAA